UUAUUUUGUAGCGCUGCGUGCUGGUCGUGCAUAUAACGCGUUUUUCAUUUGUCACGCAUUUCAAUACAUUUGUUGUUAACACAUUUCUCGUUACGUUACGGUUCGUCUUUAGCUGUUUGUUUUUUUAUGUUCUGCUGUUUUUUUUAUACUUCUUGUUCAACUUGCGUUUUGUUGCUGCGCGCGCGCAGCUAACCAAAAGAAAAGCAGUAAUACAACUGCAACUGUUAAACAAUAACAAUUCAAAGCAUAACAAAGAACAACAACAUAUAAAUCAUAAUCGACAGAAUGCAGCAAAAAGCCGAUGAGAAAAUGGAUCCAUUGAUGCGCAUACAGGAGGAGAUCAAGGAGGUGCAGCGCCGCGAGGAGGAAUACCGUCGGCUGGCAAAUGCCGCAGCACUGGCUGCGGGUUCCCCGACAAAGACGGAGGAAGCCGAAUGGCAGCUAAACGGGCAUACUGAGGGUGACAAGGAGCAACAGCUGGAGGCAGAGCAGGAGCGACAACACGAUCAGGAUCAAGAGCAGGAUCAGGACCAUGACCAGGAACGGGAUCAGGGCGUUCUCGUAACUGCACAACCGGCAGCUGUUACCAGUGCUCUCCUUCUGCCCAUCGAGGAGCAAUCGCCAUCGAAUACUCCUUCGCUGGCUUCCAGUGUGAACAGUAAUAGCCACAAGGAGGAGAGUCUCGAUGAGCAGCACUCGGAUGACUCGGGGAUUUCCGCAUCCUCACAGAAAAUCAACAACAUCAACAACAACAACAGCAGCAUUAACAGCAAAGUUGAUAGCAAAGGCACCUUGAAGUUGACGCUGGUGGGCAGACAGGAGUCUCGUUAUAUAGGACCAAAUUGUUAUAAUCUGACACCAGAGCCACCACAGCAGAAGCUAAUGACAAACCGCACUCCCGGCACUCCACAGCAGCAACAGCAGAAGCGUCAGUUUGCAUUUAAUGGCUCCACCAAGGGGGUAAUGCAACGCUUCAUUGCCUCCCAUGGCAAGCUACAGUUGGGCAACGGUACCCCUAACGGGAUGUCGCCGGCAGCGUCUCCAUUACUUUUAGCAACGCCGAAUAGUCCCACUCUAAAGUUAAACUCUCGCAACGCACUGGCCUUUUUGGAAACGGGCAACACCUCGCCUCAAGCUAACAACAUCAACAACAAUAUUAGUAAUGGCACCUUGUCACAGGGUGCCAUCGAACGGGACUCGGAGGGUCGGCCGCUGAGACGUGGCUAUGUGCCCGUCGAGCAGAAGAUUCAGCGCGAACUGCAGGACCUCAAGUCACGUGAAUCGGAGCUGAAGCGUCUGCGCAAGCUCAACCGUCAGUAUAUGCUCGAAAAGUUGCAACUGAGCACGGACGAUGAGGCCGAUGCUGAUGACGAUGAUGACGAUUCCGAGGUGGAACACUGCUAUGGACCUGGUAAAUUGCGCAAUGCACAAUCCACACUUGAGCUGGAGCGGGAGAGCAAUGACAUGGAGCUGAUGGGUUACAAGGCGUCCGGUAAUCGCAGCUUGAAUGCUGCCGCUGUCCUGUCAAAUGGUAGUGGCAAUGCCCUGUCUACAACUGGUUCCAAUUCUGGCAUGCGUCCGGCAAUGUCGCUAGCACAGCUUUGUGAUCUGACGCCGGAGGAGGCGCCAUCGUCGCAUCGCCUCAUCGCGCAGUGGGAGAGCCUGAUCAAGAAGAAUGCGGAGGGUACUAUUGAGGCGGCCAUUUAAAGCCGGCGGCGACCAAAGCACACCAAAUUGUUAUUGUAAUGUCCCAAGCACUAAACAGAAAACUAAAACAAGCCCCAUCCCCCUACAGAAAAUGCCCCAAAUAGCACAUAAAUGUUUUUUUUUUGUAAAAUAUAUAGUAGUGGAUCUGGAAUGAUCCAUUCAUAUACAAUCAACGAAUUAUUGAAAAAAAGGCAUGUACUUAAAGACAAUUAUUUCUACAAUUUACGCAAAUGAGUAUGUAAAAAUUCUAGAAAUCUGUUGUACAUAAUUCUUCGUAUUUCAAGUGCAAGUAUUGGCUCCGCCUUGUCAAUAUAAUUUAUUUAAUAUAACCUUACGAACAUACACGUAUAUGUAUACACAAUACGGAUGUAUACAAAUAAUACUAUACAUACUUAUGUACUUACGAUAUGCGAUACCAAUAUGCGAAAAACGAUUUAAUAAAACAUUAAUGUAAACCUUUAA
This is a messenger RNA of Drosophila grimshawi, 2169 nucleotides long. It is a transcript of the gene mdu, whose product is annotated as probable serine/threonine-protein kinase cdc7. Lineage: Eukaryota; Metazoa; Arthropoda; Insecta; Diptera; Drosophilidae. The record is from RefSeq and is a predicted model, not a curated record. The transcript has 5 exons. The coding region runs from base 286 to 1707 and encodes 473 amino acids.